Messenger RNA from Suillus clintonianus, 6477 nucleotides. RefSeq lists its product as uncharacterized. The transcript is spliced from 32 exons. NCBI's taxonomy places the organism in Eukaryota, Fungi, Basidiomycota, Agaricomycetes, Boletales, Suillaceae. Gene Ontology annotation, biological process: positive regulation of transcription by RNA polymerase I; maturation of SSU-rRNA from tricistronic rRNA transcript (SSU-rRNA, 5.8S rRNA, LSU-rRNA). The record is from RefSeq and is a predicted model, not a curated record. Bases 70 to 6312 code for a protein of 2080 amino acids. Gene Ontology annotation, molecular function: snoRNA binding. Gene Ontology annotation, cellular component: 90S preribosome; small-subunit processome; t-UTP complex.
GAUCAUAGUCACUCAUAGUGAAGUUGCGGUUAGUAGGACCUGGUCAGGAUAACUUGGACGCGUUGUAAUAUGCCGUCUGCACUUGCGAGUCAGUUGGCCGCAUCCGCAUCUCUAAAUGCAUCUCUUCUCGAGGCUCACACCAGCAAACGAAGACGGACAGAAUCUUACCUUUUCACUGGUCGAGACACCGACGUUCAUGACCUCGAUUCGAUCCAUGCACUUGCCAGCAACGCCUUCGCCCAAUUGUCCUCAUUAUCUCCUGCUUUUACUGCGCGAACCAUAAAAUUGGGUUCAGAUGGGUCUUCCCUGCCAGUGGACUUCGACCAAACUUUAUUCUCCGAGGCUGCAAGGAAUACCGACCGCACAAUGCAAUCUCGGGAUGUGAACACGAACCUUGAUCGCACGUUGAACGCAUUUCUAUCUUUGUUAGGACCGUGGCUCAUGGAAGCACCCACAAGCAAAGUGUUAGAAUGGCUCGUCAGGAGAUUUCGCAUCAACGAAUUCAACGUCGAUGCAGUUCUUUCUCUAUUUUUUCCCUAUCACGAAUCCCCACACUUUGUCAAGAUGCUCUCGAUCCUACACAUCUCUCCAUCUUCCAUAUUUUCAUUUCUGCUACCAUUUAAAUCAGCAGCAACGCCUCUUGCACGGAGCUCGAUGGUCAAAGCCAUGGCUGCCAACCAAGCGGUGGCCAGAUUUAUUGCAUCAUUACUUCCAACUGCGAUAAGAGGCUCAUGCUCUCAUCGCACUCUCGUCGCGUUCAACGCAGCCACGAUGCACGACUAUAUCGCAUCUUCACCGGGUCUAGAUGAAGGCAUUCUAGCGUUUCUGCUUUCUGCUCUCCUUGCGCCGUUCCAGACUAGUCAUAGUGACGCUAAUGCAACUCUUGGUAGUUACGUGCUGCUCUCCACACUCUCGCAUAAAGUGUCCCUGUCAUCUGCUGCCGUGGUAGCUAUCGUCGGAGCAAUGGCUACUUCAGCCGCUCCCAAAGGCAAACGAGAUACGAAGGACAACAGAUCUAGCGAACACUUCAUCAAAGUUGCCAUUGCAGUAUGCUCACCUCAAGAGGAACUUGAGGCUUUUCACGCAAGCACAGGGAAUUCAUGUCUAAAGAUGCCCGCAUUUAUGGAGGAACUUCGAGGUGCGGUUCAGUUCGUCGGAGCGGAUAAAUUUGUCUUGCCACUCCUCGAAUGUCUCAAGCCCCGACUCGAAGAGCCUGCCGUGUCUUCUCUUUACGCUGCAAUUCUCAGCGCUACGGGUACCCCUCUGAGAUUGCUUGAACGUCUGGUGUCCUCGCUCAUACGGCUAAUUCUCGCUGGCAAUGACGACGAGUCUGUCGCAACUUCAACGACUAAUGCUGCACGUGCUCUCUUGUCUCUUGUUCAUCAGCGUCAUGUUGAUAUUCUUCGCGAUGCCGUGAGCGAAAUCAUUGGCGACGGAGAGGGCGAGCACGAGGGCGACGACCAGCGAACGAAAAAGAAAGAGCGGAAGAAGAGAGCGGACGAAUUGAUGAUCUCGUUUUCAGUGAGUCACCCGUGGGCUCAAAGCACCGACGUCAAUGAAAUUGUUGUUGCUUCGACAAGCUCCACCAAGGAGACACGCGUUGGAGCUGUCGAGCGACUCUACAAAAUGUUGCAAGGGGGGAAGACGCUCGAGGCAUCUGACAUGGCCUCAAUACAAUCAGCUCUGCUCGCCCGCGUCUACGAUACACACGCUGGAGUUCUCCAUGUGCUGUACUCUUCACCUGAAUUAUUCCUCUCGACGGUGACUUCAAGCACCACCCCUCAAAAACUCCUCGAUACCAUUGUCUCGCAGGUUGUUCCGGACCCGCCAGCUCGCGCCGUUCUUCACGCUCAUGUUUCUUUCCUUGUCGGUCAUUUCAGCAAAACGCGCCCAGAAUUAUCACGAGCCGUACAAGAACGUGUGCUAUUUCCGUACCUACUUGCCAGUAAAUCCAAGUUCAGGACUGCGCGGGGAGUGUGGAGGGCGCUGAGGGAGGUCGGGAGUACCGUAACUGGAUGGUUGAGAGGUUGCGUGGACAUCUGGGAAAAGGCUGACCUUCUACGUGGCAAGAACGAUGAGGAGAACGAUGAGGCAGACGUGGACAUGAACGCAAUUUGCCAGGCAAAUCUCGAUGUGGCAGCCAAAAUUGCAGAGAACGUCCUUGCUUCCAAUGACAGUUUAAGCGAUAUUUCCCUCAUCCUCUCCAAGCUACAUGACCCCCUACCGCACGGUCGCGCCCUUGCCUACUUGGUCGUCCGCGCUUUCCUACUCAACACGUCGUGUGGACAACAGGUCGAUAUAGCCUUGCAGGCUCUGGCCGCCCUGAAGUUACCCUCUGUUGAUGGUUUUGGUGAUCUCGCAGAUAGUUCCGCGAACUUACAAGAGGUGCUCAAUGACGAUACGCUGGGCAUGAAAGUUGCAACAAAGCCUGGAGGAAGAAUCACGGUGAUGUUUCUUCAGGCGUCCAUAUUGACGUUGAUCCCGGCUGUUCGACUAGUCGAUGCGCGUACUCCUGCUUGGAUUACAACUCCAUCACUGAUUGAUUCGCUACCUGAAAAGAAGGGUAUCGAAGACCGCUAUGUCACUCUCAUGCAAAACCUAUACGCUGUCUCCGUCGCUUCCGGAAGUUCCACUCCAUCGCAGCUGUCUACCUACCUCAUCCAGGCGCUCUUCCUAAACCUAAGAGAUGCUUCUCUCCUAUUCUUGCUAGGCGUCCUUCUUGCGCGAUCUCCCGUCCUGGAGCGCGUGCGAACCCGUGCUCUUUUGCAUGCUUUAGCAUUUUUACGUGGGCACAACUCUGACAAUGCCGUCGAUUUCCAGACGGUAUUGCCUUCCUUCAUUGCUGUGCUCAUGGAUGCGCGGACGGACAAGCAAGGCCGUGCUUUGGUAUUUGAAUGCAUCUCUGUGUUGGCGUCUACCUCGGAGAGGAAACAUGUCUAUGGGCUGGACACUAUAUACGGAGCAGAGUCUGCACACCUGCAGUACCUUGACGCAAAGGAUCUCGAGGCCUAUUUGAAGGCUCUCCUCGAAAGCCGCGCUCUCCUUGCGCAAGAUGGCAACUUUAUCAAGAUAUUCCACCAACAGCACUUCGCUGCUGCUAGUGCAAAAUACAGGCGCCGAGCGAUAUGUUACUUGCUGUCGCACGCAGUCACUCAUCCAGUGCCCGAAGCUCGUAUAUCCAUCAUGUCCUCUGUCGAUGACGUAUCAGACACUGCAAGAUCGCACAUGGUGAUAUCUGCCAUGGAGACAUUGGCCAAGGACCCAGCUCCCAUCUCAAAAUUAUUCGGCGUCAACUUCCACCGGUACACUGCUCUCGUGGUGUCUACAUUCCUUAGCGUUCCUGUUGGAGAUUUGAACUCAGACCCUGAAAAUUCGGUUUGGCAGAUCUUUAGUUUGGCGUUGCAAACAUACUUCAAGCCAAAUGCAAUCACUGCCGUUAGGAAACUGUUUUCGGACGCGUUGGAAGAGAGGCUUUUUGCGCAUCUCAGCAUGACACGGCAGGCUCAAGUUUGCGACAUUCUUUUGUCCGCAGGAUCGCUGGGUAGCGAAGUGUAUGUGUGCGCGAAGGAGCUUCUGAGCAAUCUUCUCCAGGAUGUCCAUCUGAUCAAUCAUCUACUCGUGGUCUACCACCCUGCUGCAGCUCAGUCGGAUUCUCCUGCAAGUAAACGUGCCAAACUCGAUCACCCCCCUCAUGGAGAUAUCGAGGAAAAAAUGUCGAUAUUCACUUUCCUUGCUGAAGUUCUCGGAACAAAGGAGCUUCCUGGUUCGCUUGAUCUUCUCACACAGCUCCUCGACACUCUUGGCAAGAUUAUCCAUUACGAGUCACCGGUUCCGUCCGAUACGAGUUACCCUUGUCAAAUGCUGAUGGCUGCUGUGGAACAAACAGCGAGUAAAAUUACGGAACCUCCUGCUAGACCCAUACGGUUGGACAUACUUGUCGAAAUCAUCAGAGUAUCAGAAAACCCGCAGACGUUCCAUCAAGCACUCCUUCUCAUGGCAAGCCUGGCUCGACUCACGCCUGAUUCGGUGCUGCAUAACAUUAUGCCAAUUUUCACGUUCAUGGGCACAAACGUGUUCCAUCGCGACGACUCAUACAGUUUCAAAGUGGUGCAAAACACAAUCGAAAACAUCGUCCCUGUCAUGGUGUCAUCACUCAAAUCUCGACACGCUUCUGGACUCGAACUUUACAUCGGAGCCAGGGAGUUCUUGCGCAUCUUCACGGACGCAUCCAACCAUAUCCCACGUCAUCGUCGACAAAACUUUUUCAUACACCUCGCGGAUGUUCUUGGGCCUCAAGAAUUCUUGGCUCCAGUUUGCAUGUUGUUGGUAGACAGGGUAGCCAACCGGGUGAGCCGGCAACAUGAAGAUGAAGCCUCAACCUCGUUAGGACUUUCGAUAUCCCUGAUGCGUCAUUUCCCCCGAGAAUUGCAUCUCCAUGUUCUCAAGGAAGCGUUGCGAGAGGCGAAAAGGCUUAUUCGUAAUAUCGCGUUUUCCGAUGAGGCGGGUGCUACCUUUUUGGAUUAUGCCCACGAUGACGAGCACUCUGCGAAAUCGUCCUCUAUCAUGAAGCGACGUGCUCAGGCGCUUAUUAUGUUUGUCGGUUAUGCCAUCACACCCACGCCCUCCACCGAUAUCUCAAAGGGCGACAACGCAACGACGGAACUUAUUUCUCUCCUCGCUGACCUUGCUACAACAGAAGGCGACAAUGUUGCAGACAUUGUGUCAGUUACGCAAAAGGCCACGUCAAAAGUGAUGAAUGCCAUCGGAGCAGCAGACUUCCUGAACGGAGCUUUAGUCAUGCUGCAGUCAGAUGAGACUAGGAUCAAGGCUGGUGCUCUUGAAGUCCUCGCAGAGAGGAUACCUAGAGUGACAGAAGCGGUCCGUCGCGACCAACAAAAGACCACCAUGUCAAUUAUCGACUGCAUCCGGGACGUCGUUUCUCGCCAGUCAGCCGGUGCACUAGUGAACUCAGCGCUGAAUGCCUUGAGAGCAAUCAGCUCCUCCAUUUGUCCUGGCGAGGAGUCAGCAUUAGUAUCUACUGUCCCUCCAGUCAUCAAAAUCAUAAAAGCACGUGCAUCAUUGCAAUCCGCUAUAGCUGUGUUACCUUGUUAUGUAUCCUCUCUUGGUCCUCGGCUUAUUCCUUACUUCCGAGAGAUUGCGCAAGAGUGUACAUCAGUCCUCCAAGAAGGAUUGAGUGGAAAAAUGGCUCAAUCUUCGGUGGAUGGCGCAAUUUCUACCCUACAGGGCUUGGUAUCGACGCUUCCCGCUUUUUACGGUACUGCGGAACUCAUGGACAUUGUCAAACUCCAUUUGGAAUACUCUGUCGCCUUGAGCGGUCCAAUGGCAGGGUUGAUGAAAGCUAUUGCGAAGAAGAUCCCAAGCAACACGCUACUACCGGUGCUGUGUGAUCUGUGGCCCAGUUUGGAAAAAUCUCAGAAAAAGGAACAUGUUGAUGGACUCAUCGCGUUCUUCGCCUUUUUCAAACGCAGCCUUCGGGUAGCUCGACGUCCUGACAUCCAGGAGCAUAUCCGUCCAAUUUUCUCAGUAUUCCUCGACGGCUUUGGCGUGAACAUGAAAUCUACCACUGGCUCCAGAGAUGGAGAACCACAUAUCAUUUCGGCGUUCUUGGAACUUGUUGUGAAGCUUAACGAGACGGCCUUCAGACCGUUGUUCCGCCGUAUGUAUGACUGGGCAUUCGCAGCUGAUGGCGCACACAUGGAGCGUAAAAUCACGUUUUGCCACAUGUACUCUGCCUUGUUGGAUUAUUUCAAGGGCUUGAUGAACCCUUACAUGUCAAUGCUUCUGCAAGCUUUGUGCGAUAUAUUGGACUCUUUGGCCACGGGUUCAGCGCAAAAUCCAUCGUUGUGGUUGUCAACGGUCGAGACACUCACCAAGAGUUUCGAAAAUGACGACGGUGUAUUCUGGCGUGACGACAAACUGGCCUCUGUAGCGAAACCUCUGAUAGCGCAAGUUUCGAGUUGCAUCAAGUUGAACAUCGCAGACGGGAAGCAGGCGCUGACGAACUGCUUGAUUGCCAUGACGAGCGUGGCAGUGGAUGAUUCCUUACUCAAGUCGAUCAACCUUGACCUGCUCAUGCACACUCGCGCAGAGGAUGCUCGUGAGCGCAUAUUCGCUCUGUCCUGCUCAGAAGCCCUCUGGCGUGAACAGGGUGGGAAGCUCAUCGGCUUCGUAGCAGAAACCGCUACAUUCAUCAGUGAAUGUGCCGAAGAUGAGAACGACAGUGUCGUACGUGAGACCCACAAGCUUAAGAAUGCAGUUGAAAGCGUGGCCGGGAGCAUCAGUGGAUUAUGAUUCAUGUCAUUCUAGACUAACUUUCCAAGGGUGUAAGCUAGAUCUCAAUUUUCAGCUAUAUACAUCGUAGUCGUCUACUCGCAUGUGAUUGAACGCCAAAUCAAAAUCAUAAAAUAUUGAUUCACCUAACUAGUUCUACCAUAUAUCAUUCGUUCAACUUCUGCC